Molecule: messenger RNA, 1113 nt
Organism: Maniola jurtina (meadow brown)
Lineage: Eukaryota; Metazoa; Arthropoda; Insecta; Lepidoptera; Nymphalidae
Gene: PQBP1
Product: polyglutamine-binding protein 1
Exons: 1
Coding region: 195-1037 (280 amino acids)
Biological process (GO): alternative mRNA splicing, via spliceosome
Cellular component (GO): cytoplasm; nuclear body
Molecular function (GO): protein binding; ribonucleoprotein complex binding
Source: RefSeq, a predicted model, not a curated record
CAGUUAAAACUUCGAAAGUGUUUUACGAAGUCUGUGGUUAGGUUUGUUUGGAAUAUUAUUCAAUAUUAUUCCAAGACUAUUCAUUAUUCAAUAGCCCACCUAGUUUAUUUUGGGAGUUUUUCUUUUCACUUCAUUAUUAAAAAUUAAAUUGCUUCUAAGAAAGUUUCCUACAUGCUUCUUGCGUGAAAAAUAUCAUGCCAUUACCACCUGCUCUGGCUGCACGUCUUGCCAAACGAGGCAUAUUACAAACAAACUCCACAAAUGAUGCUACCAAUGACACUCCUUUAGUUCAAGCAAACGAGGAGAUAAUAGCAGAAGAUUAUGAUAAUAAUCCCGAAGAAAUAAGCCCUAAGGAACACUUUUGGGAAGGUAUAGAAGGGGUCAAUGUUGACCCGAUAAAAGGACAUAAGGGCUGUCCAAAUAAAAGCAAUAUUUAUCAUGAGUGCUCGAAAGUUUGUGUUAAAACAUGGAAACAAGGAAAGCUUACGCCUAGUGAGAAGUAUUUGGAAAACAAGCGAAAAGUCUUGGAACUGUGGCCGUUGCCGGCGGGAUGGGAGGAGGUGUAUGACGAAGGAACUGGUUAUUUUUACUUUUGGAACGUCAAUAACAAUCUAGUUUCGUGGUUGCCACCGUCACAUCCUCGCGCUGCUCCUGGCGAGAGUGCUGCGCAUCUUCGUGAGGAGAGACUCUUAAGAGAGGGAGACGAAAGUGAUGAGAGCAGUGAAGCAUCUGACCAAGAAGUGCCCCAGCAGAAUCAUAAAGAGAAACGCCAUGAGCGCCGGGAGAAAGAACGUGAAAUGGUACAUCACAGAGAUAAAAAGAAACAUAGAGUCAAAGAUAAUGAUCUGGACCCAAUGGAUCCAGCUUCAUACUCUGAUAUUCCUAGAGGUAAUUGGAGCUCUGGCCUUGAUGCCCAUGCCAAAACAGGGGUUGACACCACUGCAUCAGGAUCAUUGUAUCAGAUGAGGCCAUACCCUGCGCCGGGAGCCAUACUUGCUGCCAAUGCCAAGCAGACUUCUCCACCACUCUCUCCUUAGUGUUGCUUUUGACAGUUUGAUGGUAAUGUACUCUUAUGUAAUAAAUGAUUACGAUGAAUUAAUCCAGAUGAUUUUA